Molecule: messenger RNA, 1077 nt
Organism: Cylindrotheca closterium
Lineage: Eukaryota; Bacillariophyta; Bacillariophyceae; Bacillariales; Bacillariaceae
Source: the annotation of a GenBank genome assembly
AUGAAACCGUUGAAGGACAAAUUGAAGUCUGGUAUUCGUACCAAAGAAGGAAGUCGCAGUACUAAAGACAGUAAAGCCAUCCUUGAAGCACAGCACAAUCUAUGUUUCCAACAGAUUGGGAAUGAGAUGAAAGCUGAUUAUGAAGAGCACGAUGCUAUUCUGAUUGCUCGUUGCAUGAUGCAGAUCAAGGCAAAGUUUGAUACUGACAAAGGUCUGAACUUCAUUCAACAGUAUUACAUCAAUCAAGGACUGAAGAAGUUCGGUGACGAUGGAAAAGAUGCUGUGGAUAAGGAAUUGAGACAAAUGCUCCUGAGAGAUUGUUUUACUCCCAAAUUUGUGAAAGACAUGACCGCGUCUGAGCGAAAGAAGGCCCAAUCAGCGAUGAUGUUACUUGCGGAAAAGCAAUUCGAAAAGACAAUUAAAGGUCGCCUAGUAUUCCAAGGCAAUGGAACUCGUGAAUGGUUAUCGCGAGAGGACACUGCAAGUCCAACUGCUUUGCAAGAAGCAAUCACCACUACUUGUGUUUUUGAUGCACACGAAGGUAGAGAUAUAAUGACGCUGGACGUGCCUAAUGCUUUCAUUAAAACUUAUAUGCCUGAAGCUAAGGAAGGAGAAGAUCGUGUCUACAUGAAAAUCACUGGCAUGAUGGUCCAGAGAUUGAUUGACAUGGCCCCAGAGUAUCGCGAAUACGCUGUAUUAGAGAACGGAAAGCGAGUAAUCUAUGUGCGGGUACUACAUGCUAUAUAUGGGAUGUUGCAAUCGAGCCUCUUAUUCUAUAAUCAGUUUCAAAGUGAUUUGGAGGCAAAGGGAUUUGUUUUCAAUCCGUAUGACCUGUGUGUUGCUAACAAAGUUGUUGAUGAAAAACAGCAAACUAUCAGAUUUCAUGUUGACGAUCUUAUGUCGAGUCACAUGGAUCCAAAAGUAAAUGAUGAAUUUGCUAAGUGGUUGACUCUUCUUCAUGAAUCGUUCAAUACGUUUCAAAAGUUCGAUUGGAUCUUCAAGAGUAGUCGUGAAAUUGGCUUCACCUCGAAGCUUGAUAUCCAUCGCCUUCGUCACAAACUUCAACAUGAUGUUUGA